Molecule: messenger RNA, 1466 nt
Organism: Ectocarpus siliculosus
Lineage: Eukaryota; Phaeophyceae; Ectocarpales; Ectocarpaceae
Source: the annotation of a GenBank genome assembly
CUGCCCGCUCCCCUUCGCACAAGACAAUCUUAGUCUAGGCCCUGCACCUCUACCGCUUGGCUCCCUUCUUCUUUGGGUCGGUACAGAUGGCGGGCCAACCUACGGUGUACUACGUCACGUACACAAACCCGGCAAGCGCAGGAGGCGAGUUCGUCGGCGGCGGCGGUAGCAGUGUUGGAGCACCGCAUGUGGACCGGGCCCGACAGCAAGCUCCUGAGCCUCCUCCUGCCUACCCAUACCGGGGUUCGACCGCAUAUCCUCCUUCUGCCCCCCCGGCCCACCCCAGCUCCAACGGCGCCCGUCCUCCUCCUCCUGCCUACUCUGCUGUUACCCAGGGCGCAGCCGCAACCGCGCCGCCUCACGGCGGGGCCCCGGCAUACCCUGGCCUCAACGCACAGCACGGUGCCCCCCGUCCUCCUGCCUACCAGGCCGCAACCACCACCGUGCUCGGAUACCCUGGCCUCAACGCACAGAACGGUGCCCCCUGCCCUCCUGCCUACCAGGCCGCAACCACCACCACCGUCCCCGCCUACCCGGGCAUCAACGUCCAGCACCGCGGCUACUUUCCUGCCGCCCCCGGCGCGGACAGCAGCAGCGACGACCCGAGCGGUAGCCGGCGAGGUACGAAGAAGAAGAAGGAGGAGGCCGCCACCGAGGUGGCGCGCGAGUCGAGGAAGUGGAAGUGGGCCAUGUUUGUCCUAGGGAACCUGAUCUCCUUGGCGGUGGUCGCGUCGGAGAUCGGGGAGCUGAACGUGUGCUUCGAGGAGAACCUGGACGAGGACGAUGACGACACGCCGGAGGAGAACGCGUCCCGGGCGUACGGGGGCCUCAUGUUCACCCUGGUGCUCGGCCUCCUCGUGGACUUCAUCUCCGCCGUCCUGCUCUCCCUGGUGUACCGCUCCCCGCUGGACAUCAAGUCCACCCACAAGAUCCCGCCGGGGGACAUGCGGCACUGCGGCGGCACGUGCCUUGUGCACUUCGUGGCGCCCUUCUCCUGGGGGCUGGUCUACUGGGCGGGUGGCUACGUGAGCAUCAUGUACGGGGACAACGCCCCCUGCGGCGGCGGCACCGGCGGCGACGGGCUGGAGUCCUACCUGACGAUUUCCGGCGCCCUGAUGGCCGUGUUCGGGACCGGGAUGCUGGCCCUCUCGUUCGUCACGCUCAUGUUCGCGUGCUGCUCAUCGUCGUCGUCGUCGUCGUCGAGUUCUUCUCGGCCGCCCGCUGCCCGCCGGGGGUGCUGUUCCAAGGCGCGGGACGCGGUGCACAAGAGGUUCAUGUCCAAGAGCCCGAUCUUCGACCUGGCCUGGCAGGUGCAGAGUGUUCUCCUGUCCUACCGGGCCGGGGCGGUGAGCCUGGCGUCGGCCUUCCUCCUGGUCUCGUCGGGGGUGGUGGGGGAGGUGCUGGCCGCCUUUGGAAGCCUGGCGCCCGAGGAAAUCCAGGAACUUGUUGGGCCAAUAAGCGUGUGA